AGGCGGGAACUUCGCUAUGGGGUACGGCAGGAGCUGGGUGCUGGUGAAUGAAAGCGACCGUGCCCCGUCGCAGGCCGUCAGCAGAGCCCUGGAGAUGGGGAGCAACGCCUCGGCCGGGCAGCCGCUGUGGCGGGGCGGGAAUGGCAGCGAGGCGGGCGCCGCGGAGAGCGAGGAGCACGGCGAGGAGCAGAGCUACCGGCACUUCACCACCUCCGUGCAGGUUGUCAUCUUCGUGGGCUCUCUGCUGGGUAACAUCAUGGUGCUGUGGUCAACUUGCAGAACGUCGCUUCUUAAGUCUGUAACAAACCGGUUCAUUAAGAAUUUGGCCUGCUCGGGGAUCUGUGCCAGCCUAGUCUGUGUGCCUUUUGACAUUGCUCUUAGUGCCAGUCCACACUGCUGCUGGUGGAUUUAUACGAUGCUCUUCUGCAGAAUUGCCAAGUUUCUGCACAAAGUCUUCUGCUCAGUGACCAUCCUUAGUUUUCCAGCCAUUGCUCUUGACAGAUACUACUCUGUUUUAUACCCUCUGGAAAGAAAAAUAUCUGAUGCAAAAUCCCGAGACCUGGUUAUCUAUAUCUGGGCCCAUGCAAUAGUGGCCAGCAUUCCAGUAUUUGCUGUGACCAAUGUGUCUGAUAUUUAUGCCAUGUCCACUUGCUCUGCAUCUUGGAGUUACUCCCUUGGCCACCUGAUAUAUGUCAUCAUCUAUAACAUCACCACUGUGAUUGUACCAGUGGCUGUGGUAUUUCUCUUUAUGAUUCUUAUUCGCAGAGCACUGAGUGCCAGCCAGAAGAAAAAAGUCAUCAUAGCUGCAUUAAGGACCCCUCAGAACACAGUUUCUAUCCCGUAUGCCUCUCAGCGAGAAGCUGAGCUCCACAUCAUGCUGCUUUCCAUGGUUAUGAUAUUUAUCUUCUGUAGUGUCCCCUAUGUGACUCUGGUGAUUUACCGCACCAUACUCAAUAUUUCAGAUAUUUCAGUCUUCUUGCUCCUCACUGCUAUUUGGUUGCCCAAGGUCUCUCUGCUGGCCAACCCUCUGUUAUUUUUAACUGUUAACAAAUCAGUAAGGAAGUGCUUAGUGGGGACAAUACUACAGCUGCAUCGGAGGUUUAGCAGGAGAAACAUUGUCAGCUCGAGUGGUAUUGCAGAUGAUAAUCUGGAGCCCAGUGUCCAUUCAGGAAGCCAGCUUCUGGAGAUGUUUCACAUUGGGCAACAACAAAUCUUCAAGUCGACAGAAGAUGAGGAGAAUGAGACCAAAUCCAUUGGCUCUGGUGACUUUCAACGGAAAGAAAUUCCUAUCACCAAUUUAGAGCUAGGACAGACUUCGGUUCACAGGUUUAUACCACAGAUGACUGCAGACUCUGCAGCUCAGGUGGCCCCAGCUGUGCCCACAGAAGCUGAUACAAUAAAUGACAAGUAUUCCAUGCAGUUUGGUUUUGGACCCUUUGAGCUGCCUCCGCAGUGGCUCUCAGAAAACCGAAAUAAUAAGAAGCGACUCCUGCCUCCUUUGGGGAAUACCCCUGAAGAACUAAUCCAGACAAAACAGCCUAAGUGUAAAGCAGAAAGAAAAGUCAGCAGAAACAAUAAAGUCAGUAUUUUUCCCAAGGUGGAUUCUUAGGAAAAGCAGGAGCUUUAUGUGACAGAGGAAGGUCACUUUCUAUUACAUGUUUGAUCCCAUGGAUCUUUAUUAUGUUGAAAUUUGUUACAGCCUGAUUUUUUUGC
This is a messenger RNA of Ficedula albicollis (Collared flycatcher), 1713 nucleotides long. It is a transcript of the gene GPR176, whose product is annotated as G protein-coupled receptor 176. The record is from RefSeq and is a predicted model, not a curated record. Gene Ontology annotation, molecular function: G protein-coupled receptor activity. Bases 17 to 1609 code for a protein of 530 amino acids. Lineage: Eukaryota; Metazoa; Chordata; Aves; Passeriformes; Muscicapidae. Gene Ontology annotation, cellular component: plasma membrane. The transcript has 3 exons. Gene Ontology annotation, biological process: G protein-coupled receptor signaling pathway.